AUGACUAGAUUGCCCGGCCAGCCCGUUUCCGUCUUGUUUGUGUGCUUGGGCAACAUUUGCCGGUCGACAAUGGCCGAAGGAAUAUUCCGCGAUUUGGCAAAGCAGCCGCAGUUCAAGGACAAGAUUGGCGACAUUGAUUCUUGCGGAACGGCUGCGUAUCAUGCCGGCGACCCGCCGGACUCACGAACACUCGAGACGCUAGAGAGCCACGAGAUUUUCGACUACGACCACGAUGCGCGCCGCAUUACAAGAAGCGACUUUGAAAGGUUCGACUACAUCUUCGCCAUGGACCUCUCCAACCUGUCGGACCUCGAGCGUCUCAAGCGCGAGAACAAGGACUCCAAGGCCAAGGUGAUGCUGUUUGGCGAAUACAGCGGCACGAAGAAGCCAGAAGUGGUUAGCGACCCCUAUUACGGUGGCCAGGAUGGCUUCGACAAGGCAUUCGAGCAAUGCUCUCGCUUUGCCAAGAACUUCCUGCAGGAGGUGGUGAUGAACGAGUAAACGGGGGCAAACAGACGGGGGAGAGGCCGGCAACAUUACGAUAUUUUUGAUGACAAUCGGAGUAGAUGGACCUUGGGACGGGAUUUGAUACCCAACACUUGAUAUCUCCCUCUGGGGAUACGCGGAUUAUACAAGCAACUAAUACGCCUAGAAUCGUGUCUAGAACAUACACAAUAUUUUGGGGUUGGUAGAUAGCACACGGCAUUAAUCUUGAAUUUAGACGUUCUUUAAUUUAGCAGGAGAGGCCAAACGCGUUUUGGCAUAAUUAA
Molecule: messenger RNA, 770 nt
Organism: Trichoderma virens Gv29-8
Lineage: Eukaryota; Fungi; Ascomycota; Sordariomycetes; Hypocreales; Hypocreaceae
Exons: 3
Coding region: 1-501 (166 amino acids)
Biological process (GO): protein dephosphorylation
Cellular component (GO): cytoplasm
Molecular function (GO): non-membrane spanning protein tyrosine phosphatase activity; acid phosphatase activity
Source: RefSeq, a predicted model, not a curated record